CCGUCAGGCAGGCAACCCAACUCGCCGGUCUCUGGAUUCUCUCGAGGGCACCUGGCUGGCGGCUCCAACUACCGGAGCUCCCUCGCCGUCCGUUAGGCUCUCCAGCCGUUACUACCCACCACCACCAUCUCUCUCCCUGCUUUGGUUCCCUCCUCUUACCAUCUCCACAAUCGUCCCGACCAAGCGGACAGCCCUGUGAUGGACUUCUCCGUCGAGGAUGGCAAAAGGCUAUGGUCGCUUGUUCGGAAGCAGGUGGUCCUGGUCGACAAGAAACGAAGGUGGUUGGAGUCGAUGACUCCCAAAUCGGAUGGCUGCAACAUACGACUGAAGCGACCAAAGUUCUUGGCUGAUGCGUUCUUGGCUGAAUCAGAUAUACGGAGUGACGAAGUGUCUUGCGAAAAAGUGACAGCCAAUGUUGCAAAAAGUUAUGGUCUGCAGCGCGGUGGCCACAACCAUCACUUGGUUCAGGAUGGUCUCAGGCUUCUUAACUUACCAAGAGGGGAAGAUGGCUCAUUGAGUCCAGAAAGUCUGAACAUUAUGCAUAGCACAAUCAAUAAGUUAAGCAAUGGAGCACUUCAAUCAGUGGCUAAAAUCAUCAGCCGCACCAACUGUAGUUUUAAUAAGACUAGACCACUGUUAAGAGAAAUUGUAACAUACCAUCUUCCGUGUUACUUAGCCAAGCUGGAUCAUGAAGAUGUCAUCAUGUUUGAGUUGUCUGAAAUUUUGAGAAAUCCUGGCAGCUACCAAUCUGAUUCGUUGAGCCUUGUCACACCUGUGUCACCACUGCUUCUGUCAUCUAUCAACCAAGCUUUGGAUAGACUUGAUGGGAUUCCUGACCAAGCUCUUGUUGCAGUGAACAGGAAGCUCAUAGGAAAAACAUGUAUGCCGAAAUUCUGGCAUGUGCCUCGGUCUUCCAGUAGAGGGCAUCUUAUUGAAAUAGUGAGGAAAAGAUGCAAAAUGAUUAUAGCGCGUAUUGAGGAAGGUUACAUGCCAAAGAGAUUAGCAAAGGCCAUGUCAGUGGUGAACCUAUACUGGAAGCAGAAGUUGAGAUCCAUGGAUAUUUCUCAGUUAGAGUACUUCCCCUUUUCAAAAGAAACAGUGUCUUUGCAAAAUGAUAUCCUGAAUGCUCUUUGGUUGCUUCCAAAACUCCAGCAUGAUGACCUAAAAUUGCUGCGUCCCAUAUUGGACCCAGAUCCUAAAUUUCGAAAGAUGCAAUUUAGAGUAUCUUUGAGGAAGUACUUGUUAGAAUGCUUGUUUGAAUCUGAUGAAGGUGAUUUGCCAGAUGAGGCCCAUCAAGCCAUAGCCUUUAUAAAUCGGAUUUCUCAAUGUAAAAGUGCCUGUCUGACAGAACGAAGGAAGAAUGCUGAAGUAGAUUCUGUAUUGAAUGUAAACAGUCAACUCAGAGCUUUGGCAUAUUAUGAUACCGAUGACUGUUCAGACGCGGACAAGUUGAUGAGCUUAGGGAGUGUCAACUGCACUGGGGAUAAUGAUUUCAUACUCCCUGAGACCAACUAUUUCCACUAUAAAUUUGAGCAGCAUAUGGAUGAGCCUUGUUCUUCGAAUAGUACACCCAAAGUUGUUGAUAUGGACGAGUGUUGUUCGGCUGAAUCUACCAGAGCUGCACAUCAUGUUCAAGAAGCUGAACAUCUAGGUUCCAAAUUAGAGGAGGUUUUCAGGAAACCAUGUGAAGGAACUGAAAACUCUGGAGCCACUCCACAUUACAGAGACAACCUUGCUUUGUAGGAGGCUGUUGAUACCAAUCAUUUGAAGACGCCAGUGCACUCUAAGGAUCUCUCCGAGAUCUGUGAUGAAACUUCAACAGCAGCCCACAUGCUCAUUGGACAAAUUUUGGAUAAAUGGCUACUUGUAGAGAACGGCGAAGUGGAAGAGCUCACCAGACAUUAUCUUGGAGGGGGCUUGGUUUCUGAAGGUCCACAAGACACUAGAGAAUUGCUGAAUGUAACAGAUAAUAAGAACCUGAAGGGUGACAUUCUAGUGCAUGCCGUGGAACGCAUCUUGCCCAAUUUGCCGAGAAGUUGCAUUGACCAAGUUAAGAGGCUAAUGACCUAGCAGGUGCAUUGCGACAACGCUCUGCAGGUGCAUUACAGAUAGGGACUUGGUGACUUGUUUCUGCAUUUUUUUUCUACCGGGAAUCCUGCCUACGCUAAUCUGCGAGUUUGUGAUUAGUUCGUCUCCAAAUACUUGUAUCUCGUGAUAUACUGGCCAUCGAUUUUUUUUUUCUUUCUGAAAUGUGCUGAUUUAAAUAGAAACUAUUAAUACAUUGUGAAAGCGUAUCUCAUGAGAUCUAUCAGUAUCAGUUUGGUGUUAUCAGUAUUCUUUAUACAUUGAUAGUGAACCUAAAAAUGUUUGACGGGCCUAAAUUUAGAAAACACGUAUUUGCCAUGGGUUGCAUGUCAGCCCCAGUACAUAUUGUUAAGAUAUACAUUUUGGUAUGGAGGGAGUAGUAAAUAAGUGCAGGCCACCGGACAGGCAGCGUUGUUGUUCUUUUCAGUGCUCUCCGCUGUGUCCGUGAGUAGAUUUGUGUGCAUAAAGAAGUGCAUUAACCUAUAACAUGUGUUAAUCACGUAAGAUCAUCAUAACAACCUUCCUUUUGGCAGGAGAGGGGCUAUUUUAGUUGCAACCUGAGGGAGAACAAGCAGGAGGAAUUGGUUAACUGGAGUGCUAGAUUCAGGGCAAGUUUGCCGAAGCACUUUCAUUAGUUCCAUCGAUAAUACCAGGACUGGAGAACUAAAAGCCCUUGUAGAUGCAAGUUGUGUGCUAUUAAACCAAAAAAUUUAACUGCACAACAUUAUAGUUGAUGAUUUUUCAAGAUUUACGUGGGUGUUCUUUCUUAAUGACAAGUCGCAGGUCCAGAAGAUCUUCACAAACUUCGCUAGGAAGGCCCAAAAUUAGUUUGAUGUGAAGAUCAAGAAGGUUCGGAGUGACAACG
Triticum aestivum (bread wheat) is the source of this 2950-nucleotide messenger RNA. RefSeq lists its product as uncharacterized. The record is from RefSeq and is a predicted model, not a curated record. The transcript is spliced from 5 exons. NCBI's taxonomy places the organism in Eukaryota, Viridiplantae, Streptophyta, Magnoliopsida, Poales, Poaceae. The coding region runs from base 199 to 1743 and encodes 514 amino acids.